Budorcas taxicolor (takin) is the source of this 951-nucleotide messenger RNA. RefSeq names its product sorting nexin 20 (gene SNX20). Lineage: Eukaryota; Metazoa; Chordata; Mammalia; Artiodactyla; Bovidae. Gene Ontology annotation, molecular function: phosphatidylinositol phosphate binding. Gene Ontology annotation, cellular component: early endosome membrane. The coding region runs from base 1 to 951 and encodes 316 amino acids. The record is from RefSeq and is a predicted model, not a curated record. Gene Ontology annotation, biological process: protein transport. The transcript has 3 exons.
AUGGCAAGUCACAAGUAUCCUGGGAACCCUGGGUGGACAGGACCCAUAUCCCAGGACAUGGCAGGUACCACGCCGAAAGCAUCAGCCCCCCGCCCAGAUCUCCCACAUCCAGGGCCUGAGGACCACUUAGAGGCCCAGGGUAGCCCGAGCUCCAACUCCAGUAUGACCACGCGCGAGCUGCAGGAAUACUGGCGGGCCCAGAAAUGUUGCUGGAAGCACGUCAAACUGCUCUUCGAGAUUGCCUCCGCCCGCAUCGAGGAGAGGAAAGUCUCCAAGUUUGUGGUGUACCAGAUCGUGGUUGUCCAGACCGGGAGCUUUGACAGCAAUAAAGCCGUCCUGGAACGGCGUUACUCCGACUUCGAGACGCUCCAGAAGAAACUCCUAAAGACUUUCCGGGAAGAGAUCGAAGACGUGGUCUUCCCUAAGAAGCACCUGAUAGGGAACUUCACGGAGGAGAUGAUCUCCGAACGCAAGCUGGCCCUCAAGGAGUACCUCAGCCUGCUCUACGCCAUCCGCUGCGUGCGCCGCUCGCGCGAGUUCAUCGAUUUCCUCACGCGGCCCGAGCUCAAGGAGGCCUUCGGCUGUCUGCGCGCCGGCCAGUACACCAAGGCCCUGGACAUCCUGAUGCGCGUGGUGCCGCUGCAGGAGAAGCUCACGGCGCACUGCCCCGCGCUGCUGGUGCCCGUCCUGUGCGCCAUGCUGGUGUGUCACCGCGACCUGGACAGGCCCGCCGAGGCCUUCGCGGUCGGGGAGCGGGCCCUGCAGUGCCUGCAAGCCCGCGAGGGCCACCGCUACUACGCCCCGCUGCUGGACGCCAUGGCCCGCCUGGCCUACCUGCUGGGCAAGGACUUCGUAUCCCUGCAGAAGAGGCUGGAGGAGAGCCAGCUCCGGAAGCCCGCCCUCCGGGGCUUCACCCUGAAGGAACUGACGGUCCAGGAAUACCUGUCCUGA